AUGUCCCCGAUUCAAGUUCCAAAACCAAACACCGACACCAUGGGACAAGAUAUCCAAAUUCCGAAAAGAUUGAGCAAUGGCUUCGGUCUUGUGUACAAGCGAACUGUUCAAGUGAUGGUGAUUUCGAUGGUUAUUUUCUUUGCACCUUUGUCAUUCACGUACUUCUUUGACAAGACACAUACAUCCAACCUGAGCGAUAAGGUUCUCGCCAUCCUAAUAUCCCCAAAGUUUGCAUAUGGGGAGGGCUCGGGCACUAUGUCUGAUGUUAAAGGCGGUCAGAUGGUAGUAUAUUUGCGCAACUUGACAGCCAUGUUCUCUCACACGAUUGCCGGUUCUAUAGCCAUCGUUAUUGGUCUAGUCCAAUUCAACACGACCCUGCAGUUCAAAUACCCAGUGAUCCAUCGAUACCUUGGGAGAUUAUAUUUCCUAUGCGCCAUGACCAUCACUUGGUCCUCGAGGUCUUUUUUAGCUGAUGCUGUGCCGACAAAGGAAGUUUUCUCGGGUGACCCCUUUGCAUAUAUCCUGUCGUCGCUAUCAAUCAGUCUCCCAUUGACUAUGGCCUGUGCCAUAUAUGCCAUUUGGAACCGCGACAUUGGCUCUCACCGAGAAUUCAUGGUCCUCAAUUAUGCAUUCAUGCUAUCAGCUCCAAUCCUAAGAGUGCAAUGGAUAACCCUGGGUCGACUCUGGGGCGAAACCAAGUACAUCGUCAACCUUUAUUCUUCUAUAUUCAGCGGACCAUUCUUAGUCGCAGCCUCCAUAUUCUACCUUCGCCAACGACAUGUCCGCCCUUCGAAUUCGCUCCUGACCAACCCAAAUACCCGCAUAAUAGCAACAGCGAGCGGCUUACUUGGCCUUCUCUUUCUGGCCAUCAAAGGUCCAAGCUUCAACGGAGGACCUCGUCCAAAAGCAUUUUGGUUAGCACUAGGACCACAGCUAAUCUGUUAUAUGGCCUUAUUCACUGCGUUUGCACGUGCUGCAAAACGUCGCGGAGAUAUGCGGUCCUAUACGGCGUGGAUAACUUACCAGAAUGGACUGAUUAGCGCACCGAUGUGGAGUGUGCUUGUCAUGUAUAUGGCUCGGAAUCAUAUGAGCUGUUCGGAGGACAGUUUGGGCUUGAUUACUGUUGCUGGAGGGAUUAGUCAGGGCUUGUUUAUGUCGUUCAUGGUUUAUGUCUUUGCAACUUCGACUUUGGUUAACCCGUAUCGUCGCGCUGUUAAGAGUCGUUGA
Aspergillus caelatus is the source of this 1227-nucleotide messenger RNA. RefSeq lists its product as uncharacterized. The record is from RefSeq and is a predicted model, not a curated record. The transcript has a single exon. NCBI's taxonomy places the organism in Eukaryota, Fungi, Ascomycota, Eurotiomycetes, Eurotiales, Aspergillaceae. The coding region runs from base 1 to 1227 and encodes 408 amino acids.